UUGCAGAUCCCAUGUAUUACAUUGGUGGGCUCAGUUGUAUGGCUCGGGGAACAAUAUAUUCCAACAGUAGCUCCUACUCUGAGCCAACUUUUUGACCGUAAAACUCAGGAUGCACUGCUCAGUUACAGGACCAACCACUUGGCACAAAAGAGUCAAAGUAUUGCCAAGGAGGCUCAAACUGUAAACUUACAGGUGUGUGGUUGGUCUGUGAACUUGGAUGCUGCAUCAAAGAAACAUUCAAGUCAAAUGAAAAAUCAAGACCUGAGUCAGCGAUCUUUUCUGUUAUUACAGGGGAUGAUCUUGGCACACACAAUCAAAUACAGUAUUGAGACUGUACUCAAUCUACACACUAUCCUUGGUCGUCCCAUGGGAAAGGCAUGUGCCUUAAGUGUCUGUCGUCUCAUGGAAUCUCUGAAGGCCAUAGAGAACACAUAUCAUCGUCACAGUUCCCUCCUGGCAGACUCACUGCCUCACGUUAUGCAAUAUCUUACAUGCCAAGUGCUCUCUAUUGUUUCUGCUGCAAAGACAAGAGUAUCCAGUGCACGUUUAGAUGGCCGUCGGUUGGACAUCUUAAUGGCACUUGCUUUGGUUGAGCAGAUGCUGUCAGGAUCUGGGACAAAGGAACGGCGGCUGGUCAUACGUGUGGCUCUAUCACUUGCUAAUCAGGCUAGAGCAUUAAGGGAAGAAGAUGUCUCAUCACUUCUAGUACUUCUGCGUCGCUUAGACCUGGCCUGUGAAGUUCAGUCCCGUGUGAAGGAAGCCACCAACUGCUCAAUCCUCUACCAUCACCGUGUAAUCUUUCCAGCAUAUCUGAAUCAAUACUUUCAAAGUUUUGACCAUGUUCAUCAUAUUCAUUUUAUGCUGGCAGCAGUACAAGAUUGUGCCAUCCAGCUAGAGAAAUGUUGUCAUCUUGAUUCUGCAGACCAACUGUUAAGCCAGUUCAAGGACGAGGUCUAUUUACACAUCAAGGAGUGUGUUCUGGAUAAAACUUGUCAAGCUGUAGAAACAGAGUUACGACUGAGCACUCACUCCCACCUUCAGCUAGAUAACCGCAACCCCUUCCAGACUCCAUUAAAGGAUGUUUCUCCGUUACUGUACCUACAGCCGCUCAGUCUGCUUGAUUCUGUCAUAUCAGUAAAAGACUAUGUUGAGCAAUAUCUGGAGAGGACAUUCUAUGCCCUGACUGUUGUGGCUCCCCAUGACUGGAGAACCUAUGAGGAAAUGCGAAACCUGGCAGCUUCCAAGUACAACAUAUUUACUGUACCGUCACACCUGCCGUCUCACACCUUAGAUCAGGGUGUUGAUGUUCUGGAGAUUAUGCGCAAUAUUCACGUGUUUGUGCAGCAUUACCUGUACAACUUGAACCAGCAGUUCUUUGUGGAGGCCAGUAGCAACAACAAACACCUCAGCACUGUCACCAUCAAACACAUUGCCAAUUCCAUCCGAACACAUGGAGCAGGCAUCAUUAAUACCACAGUAAACUUCACUUAUCAAUUCCUACGGCGAAAGUUUCACGUCUUCUCUCAGUUCCUGUAUGAUGAACAUAUCAAGUCUCGCCUGCUGAAGGACCUGCAACACUGGCGAGAGGUUAAAGUCAGUCAAGAGUAUUUCCCCUAUGAGAGAGCUGAAAAGUUCAAUCGUGGUAUCCGGAAACUGGGGUUGACACCAGAAGGAUUAUCAUAUUUGGACCAAUUUCGAGGACUUCUUACUCAUAUUGGAAAUGCCAUGGGUUAUGUUCGAUUGGUACGUUCUGGUGGGCUUCACUGCUCAAGCAAUGCAGCACGUUUCAUCCCGGACCUUCAAGAUGUUGUGAGCUUAGUGCAGUUGUGUGAAGAUGCUCAUGUUUCCCAAGAAACAAUCAGGGCAGCUGAGAACUUGGAUGCUGUCAUUA
This is a messenger RNA of Homarus americanus (American lobster), 1891 nucleotides long. RefSeq names its product WASH complex subunit 4-like. The record is from RefSeq and is a predicted model, not a curated record. The annotation marks the transcript as partial. Lineage: Eukaryota; Metazoa; Arthropoda; Malacostraca; Decapoda; Nephropidae. The transcript has 12 exons. Gene Ontology annotation, biological process: endosomal transport; endosome organization. Gene Ontology annotation, cellular component: WASH complex; endosome.